Molecule: messenger RNA, 1500 nt
Organism: Erinaceus europaeus (western European hedgehog)
Lineage: Eukaryota; Metazoa; Chordata; Mammalia; Eulipotyphla; Erinaceidae
Gene: ST8SIA4
Product: ST8 alpha-N-acetyl-neuraminide alpha-2,8-sialyltransferase 4
Exons: 4
Coding region: 318-1118 (266 amino acids)
Biological process (GO): N-glycan processing; oligosaccharide metabolic process
Molecular function (GO): alpha-N-acetylneuraminate alpha-2,8-sialyltransferase activity
Source: RefSeq, a predicted model, not a curated record
CCAAGCAGCAGCAGCGGCCGCCACCUCCAGUGCACAAGGUAUCUCACCAGAAAAGAAACCUGAGCUCCUGGGAGGGGACGCGGAGAGACCGUAGCAGCGCUGGCGCGAACCGAGCCGGUAGAGAACGCUUUGAAGACCAGGGGGGAGAUCGACCACAGAGGACCUUCGCGACCUGCUGCUGAGAUCCUGGCUUCACGCUGGGCUUGCAUUUUGCAGACACCCACCCACCCCCACAACUCUAUUGCCCCCAAACGGAGCCUUUAUAUCGAGGGAAGGUGGGGGAGCUGGGACAACCAGGACUUUCUCGGGCUCCCAAGAUGCGCUCCAUUAGGAAGAGGUGGACAAUCUGCACGAUAAGUCUGCUUCUGAUCUUUUAUAAGACAAAAGAAAUAGCGAGAACUGAGGAACACCAGGAAACGCCACUCAUCGGAGAUGGUGAACUAUGUUUGAGUCGAUCACUUGUUAAUAGUUCUGAUAAAAUUGUCCGAAAAGCUGGCUCUUCAAUUUUCCAGCACUCUGUAGAAGGUUGGAGAAUCAAUUCUUCUUUGGUCUUGGAAAUAAGGAAGAACAUUCUUCGUUUCCUAGAUGCAGAACGAGAUGUUUCCGUAGUGAAAAGCAGCUUUAAGCCUGGUGAUAUUAUUCACUAUGUACUGGACAGGCGCCGAACGCUAAAUAUUUCUCAAGAUCUGCAUAGCCUCCUACCUGAAGUUUCUCCUAUGAAAAAUCGCAGGUUUAAGACCUGUGCAGUUGUUGGAAAUUCUGGAAUUCUGCUAGAUAGUGAAUGUGGAAAAGAGAUCGAUAGUCACAAUUUCGUCAUAAGGUGUAAUCUAGCCCCUGUGGUGGAGUUUGCUGCAGAUGUGGGAACUAAAUCAGAUUUCAUUACCAUGAAUCCAUCAGUUGUACAAAGAGCAUUUGGAGGCUUUCGGAAUGAGAGUGACAGAGAAAAAUUUGUGCAUAGGCUUUCCAUGCUGAAUGACAGUGUUCUCUGGAUCCCUGCUUUCAUGGUCAAAGGAGGAGAGAAGCAUGUGGAGUGGGUUAAUGCAUUAAUCCUUAAGAAUAAACUCAAAGUGCGAACUGCCUAUCCAUCACUGAGACUUAUUCAUGCUGUCAGAGGGUAAGUGUCUGGAAAGGACCAGUCUGUCCUUGGCACAAUGGAGCACAUAACAUUGUCUAUAGACAGAAAGAGCUUCAGCACACGUCCCAGUAGCUAUGUCUUCAUUGGUUUAUAUUGAUUACUCUACCUACUUGAAGUUUGGUUGCAUACUACUUAGUGUAUUCCCUUUCUUACAGAAGCAGAUUAUUGUUCUUGGUACAUUUUCCUUUUUUUUUAUUUUUUCUUUUAUUUAUUUAUUUUUUAAUAUUUAUUUAUUCCCUUUUGUUGCCCUUGUUGUAGUUAUUGUCGUUGUUAUUGAUGUCGUUGUUGUUGGAUAGGAUAGAUAGAAAUGGAGAGAGGAAGGGAAGACAGAGAGGGGGAGAGAAAGAUAGACACCUGCAGACCUG